AGAACGUAGGGUUUGGUGCGCCUCGUUGAGCGCGACCCAACCCUGCUGUUUUUGAGCGCAUCCAAGUAUCCACGCGCUCCCACGCGCCGCUCCAAGUGUCUGUCCGUCAAAGCGCGUGUGUCUCACGCGCCGCCUUCUGGUCACCGGAAGUCCGCCACGCCGCCACCGUUGUGUUCGCCUGAGCUGUCUGGGUCCGUUUCAGACCUCAGUUUAUUGUUCCAGUUGGUCUUUUGGGUCGCGGUCACUGUUCAUCUCCUCCUCUUCGUAUUUAUUUCCAAUUUUCUUCUUCUCCCAUGGCUUCUUCAGGUCCUGCUCUUGCUAUUGCUGGUACACCUACCAUUACUGCAGAAAAGUUAAAUGGGAAGAACUAUCUUUCAUGGGCUGCAUCUGUGGAACUUUGGUUCCUUGGUCAAGGACACCAUGACCACCUAGAAAAGGAAGACAUUGAGGGGUCAAUAGAGAAUAAAGCUCAGUGGAAGAAAGUUGAUUUUCAGUUAUGUGCUGUUUUGUGGCAAUCUGUGGAACCCAAUAUACUUGGAACACUUAGAGCCUUUAAAACUUGUUGCUCUUUUUGGAAGAAGGCUCAAAGUAUCUAUGCUAAUGACAUUCAAAGGCUGUAUGAUGCUGCACAAAAACUAGCCUCUUUGAGACAAACUAGUCAUGAUAUGGUUUCUCAUGUGGCUGAAGCUCAAGCUGCCGUGGAAGAACUAAAAUUAUUUCUUGAUGAUGAGUCAUUGGAAGGAAUGAAGAAGAAACUUGAUAGGCUAUAUAUGGUGAUGAUUUUAAGAACAUUGCAUUCAGACUUUAAUCAUGUUCGUGAUCAACUCCUGACCGGUCAUGAAAUCCCCUCAAUGGACAACUUAGUUACUAGACUACUUCGAGUUCCAACUGAAUCCAAGAGUGAAAAUUCUACCGCCAUUGUUGAAGCUUCUGCUAUGGUCUCUUCCAAGGGAAGGGGUGGUCGUGGAAACCGAGGAAGAGGGGGUAGAAGUGGCCGUCCUCAAUGUUCCUACUGCAAAAGGAUGGGUCACACUCAAGAGAAUUGUUACUCUCUCAAUGGUUUUCCAGAAAAGAUAGCAAAUCUGUCCAAGUCUGAUCAAUCAGAAAAGGUUGAUAGGAAGAUUCCUGAAAAUGAUUACCAAGAAUAUCUUCAAUGGAAAGCUAUGAGUCAAGCUCAAUCUUCCUCUACUCCUACUAUUUCUACAGCCUGUAUUUCUCAAUUAACUGCAAGUCAAAGUCCAUGGAUCAUUGAUUCAGGUGCCUCUGAUCACAUAGCUGGAACGUGGUACGGGCAAGAUGAUUGGCGUAGGACAUGAAUUUGGUGGUCUUUACUAUUUUGGAAUGCAACCAUCAGUAUCUUGUGUUGCUGUUUUGCCACCCAAGCUUUUGCAUGAUCGUUUGGGUCAUCCAAGUUU
This is a messenger RNA of Cajanus cajan (pigeon pea), 1415 nucleotides long. RefSeq lists its product as uncharacterized. Gene Ontology annotation, molecular function: zinc ion binding; nucleic acid binding. The record is from RefSeq and is a predicted model, not a curated record. Lineage: Eukaryota; Viridiplantae; Streptophyta; Magnoliopsida; Fabales; Fabaceae.